Molecule: messenger RNA, 7541 nt
Organism: Polyodon spathula (Mississippi paddlefish)
Lineage: Eukaryota; Metazoa; Chordata; Actinopteri; Acipenseriformes; Polyodontidae
Product: rab11 family-interacting protein 5-like
Exons: 6
Coding region: 227-5818 (1863 amino acids)
Biological process (GO): regulated exocytosis
Cellular component (GO): early endosome; recycling endosome; phagocytic vesicle
Molecular function (GO): small GTPase binding
Source: RefSeq, a predicted model, not a curated record
UCUCCACAGUUCAAGCAGCGCUGCAGAGAUCCGAAAGACCCAGCUAGCAUAGCAGUACAGCAGGCAGCAGGCAGCGAAGGAUAGAAGAAACCAGAACGUAAAACAACUUUGGGAGGAGGAAAGAAAAUAAUGCGCAACUGUAUUUGAACAGUUUCCAAGGCUAGAGGGAGAGGGCGGUGCUUACCAGUAGCUCUAACAAUCCGUGUUAUUCUUUUGUAUUAAUAUUAUGUCGCUAGAAGUAGACGAUGAUAAUAGAUGGGCGCCGACCCAUAUCCAGGUGACAGUUUUACGGGCUAAGGGCUUGAGGGCGAAAGGCAAACAUGGGACCAGCGAUGUGUACACCAUCAUCCAGGUGGGGAAGGAUAAAUUCUCCACCUCUGUGGUUGAAAAGACUACUUCUCCCGAAUGGAAAGAGGAAUGCUCGUUUGAGCUGCUCCCGGGGGUGCUGGAGGCAGACCUCAGGUCCGCUUAUCCCCCAGGGAGCAGUGAUCUGGUCCUAACCGUGAUGCAUAGGUCGAUCGGGCUGGAUAUCUUUUUGGGGCAAGCUGUUAUUCCGCUGGAUAAAAUAUUUCAGGAGAAGAGCUCGCGGAAUAACGAGUGGUACAAGCUGCACUCCAAGUCUGGGAAGAAAGAGAAGGAACGAGGCGAGAUCCAGGUGACCAUGCAAUUCACUCACAACAACCUGACAGCGAGCAUGUUCGAUCUGUCCAUGAAGGACAAGCACCGCUCCACGUUUGGCAAAUUCAAGGACAAGAUGAAGGGGAAGAAGAGAGGAGAGGUGGAGUCUUCCUCGGCCGUCGUGCCCAGUGAGAUAGGGGUUCUGAGCGAGACGGGGGGCCGCAGUACCAGCCACAGGGGUGAGGAACAGGAUGAUGAAGAGCACGAGGAGGGCAAGAGGAGCGGAAUGAGGGGCUUCUUCAAGAAGCCCAAGCUGCGCAAGUUGUCGGACAGCCGCUCCAACACGUCCCUGGCCUCAGGGAGCAGUGUGUCGUCCUCACAGGGGGGCAGUCUAAGCCCCACUGCAGGGAUCAGUGUGGUCGUGUCUGACCUCUCCAACUCCCCCAGCAUCAGCAGCAGCCUGGCAGACAGCCCCGUUCACACCAGCCAGCCUUCUCCAAAGCUACUGACCCACAAGAGGACGUUCAGCGACGAGGUGAGCCAGGUCAUCGCCAUGCCCCAGCCCAGAGAGGUGGAGAAACUGAAGGCCAAGGACAUCCCGCUCUCUCAGUCUUCCCUGUGCAUCAACGGCAGCCACGUCUACGCAGUGGACACUCCUGCCCCCUCCACAUUGCCAAAGGUCACUCUGGGAGUGCUUCAGAAAUCCUCCACUCUCUCACUCUCCCUUCAGAACCUCACCAAGAAGAACGAGGAGACCCCCAAAGCUGACUUGAUCACCCGGCGGUGGUCCCUGGACAAGACAGGCAAGCUGGUAGCACCACUUGGAGAUCAGGAGGAUUCCACCAAAGCCACACCUGGUCAUAAAAAAGGCAAACCAGUACAGAUCGCCACCCCGAUCAUCUCUAUGGCCAACAUGGAACCGGACAGUGAGAAGCAUGCAGAAGAGGUGAAGAAAGAGGAACACGAGAAGCACAAACUGCACUUGUUCGGGGGGAAGAAAGAGUCGAAGGGGAACGAGAUGGUCAAGAGUGGAGACAAAAUGAGCCCCGCUGGCCAGUACCCUGAGGAGAAGCACAAGGGCUGGUUUGGCACCAAGGAGGCCCAAAGCAAACCCAGCCUGGACGUGUCUCCUAAGGUAGAAACCAGCUCAGAUGCUCCCUCUCACAUCUCACCUUCCUUCCCUGUUUUGUCCUCUCCUGCUUCCGCUGUUGGUCCUGUUUCACUGGGCAGCACGCCUCACGCUAACCCCUUCACUCCUGCACUCGUCACCUCACCCUGCCAGUCCUCUACCAACCCCUUCUUCACCAAUAUCCAGAGUAACCCUUUCUUUGAGGAGCUGUUAGCUGACCAGGUGCUAAAAUCUCCCCCACCCACUCACUGUCUCUCCAGUUUCGCCCUUGAGCCUUCCCAUGCUACUUCCUCUUGGGUUGAAGGUCCCCGUUCCCCUGUCGAUGAGUCAUUCCCAAAACCUGGCCCUGCAGAGGAGAAGCCCAGCGGUAACGCUGUUAUCCCUGGACCAGUUCUAAUGCCAGUUCCGAGGGACAGCAUUCAGAUACCAAGACCUGUCAGGACACCCUGUCCUUUGCCGGUCCCUUCCAAAAGUGAGACCACAGGGAACUGGGAAGAUUCAUUUGAUGCCUUCGCUGCCAGCAGGCUCAAACCAGAGCAGAAAGGUAAGAGUAAACCCAGAUCAACAGGGGGAUCGCUCCACUUGGCUGAGACAGGGGUUCUUUCACCUCUGGCGACAGGAGGUCCUCAAGAAGAUUCUUCCAAGUCUCAGGAACUUGUUGAAACAUCGAAAGCAGAUGGUGUAGUGGAACAGCCUUUUGCACAAGCUAGCAACUCCAGUGCCCCACCCAUUCCUCUGCGCAGGUCAGUAAAGGCCAAUGUCAAGGACGAUAACAGAGGAAGAUGGUUAGAUAGGGCACAGGUGAUUGCAGUUGAGAAAGAAGCGAGUUUGCUUUCCCAAACAGACGCUGCAGCCAUGCAACUUCGGAAAGAGGUUGAUAGAGACAAGAGUCUACUGACUCCAUCACAGAACUCUGUGUUAAAAGCACCAGAAAAGGACAGUGUUUCUUUAACAGAAUCGAAUGUUAGUUUAAAUGAAGAAUUGAAAAACAAGGAAGGGUCUAGCGCUAAUGAUGUAUUUAAAAGCAAUGAUGCUCUGGUGGAUACCGUAGAAGCUGUACAUAAAGAGUGUACAGUGGCAGAAAUGAGUCAAUCCACUAAGUCUUCUCUGCCAGAUGAAAAUAGCCCAAGAUAUGUGGAUAUGUGUUCAGUAACAUUCAUGUCCAAAGCUAGGCAGGGAAUGAAUGAAGAUGUAGACAAGUUUGUGAAGCAGUCGCUUUCACAGAUGCAGAACACAGCCAUUGAAACACCUAGAAGUGAUCCAGGCAAUUGUAAAGACCUCACUGCCUCGACCCAUGAAGUAGGAAUCACUGAGGUAUCGGGAAGUGAAGCAGAUAGUGGCACAAGGAGCUUAUCAGAACCAGAAAGUAGUGUUAGUGUGUCAGAGAGCGACAUAGAUAUUAAUGAAAAGAAUUUUAAUGGCUCGAACCAAAAAGGAUUUGAUAGCACAGGAAGCAAGACAGAUAGUGGAACAAAGAGUCCUGCUUCUUCUAACCAGGAACAACUUGCUGGGAUAUCAGGAAGUGACACAUAUAGUAGGGCUAGCAAGUCAGAUGGGUUGAUUCCAGAAUUUCGUAGUAAUAGUUCAGAAUCUAACGCUAGUAACCCAGUUGGCUCAUUCCCAGAGAUUUUAACUAAUACACAUCAUGCUAACAAACCGUUUGGAUUAUUUUCUCAUAUUUUUACUAAUGCACCAGAAACUAAUGAUAACAAGCCAAUAAGCUCGCUCUCUGGUGUUUGUUCAAAUCCACCAGAAACUAACGAUGGCAAGCAAAUGCACUUGUCCCAGGAAGUGUUUACUAAUGCACAGCAGACUAAUGCUAAUUCAAAUAUCUCCCUUCCUGAAAUAUGUACUAAUGCAUCAGGAAUUCAGAUAGAUAGCAGUAAUGGAGGACAGUCGGCCAAAAAGGAGAAAUCUGUUGCUGAAAGAGAUCAAGAGAAUAAUGCUAGAAGUUCACUUGUCUUGACUCAAGAAGUCAAAGUUGCAAGUCUGGUGGCUGACAGACAUGAGACUUCCAAGAAAGUGCUUGCUGUGAUAGAGGAAGUCACUUCAGACUUUCUUGGUGGCAGACCAGCAGUGAGCGUUCGUAACAGGACACUUUCUGAGAAACCGAAUCUUCCUCCUUAUGUGCCUUCAGCGGCUGUGGAGAAGUGUUCAGCUGAAGCCUCUGGACUGUUGACUCAUGGGUCCAUCACAAACAGUGGCAAUCUGCUCUUAGACAAACAUGCUAAUAGUGAAAAACCUGUAGAAGUUACAUCAGCUUCGAAAGAGGGAAAGUCCUUAUAUGAGUCCAAAAAAUUAGAUGUUGACCCAGGUGAUGGCGCUAAUAGUGGUGAGCAGCAAACUGGAAAUGCAAAUAACUUGCCGCUGGUUGCAGUUGCACCACCACCAGAACCUCCAAGAGUUGCUGUUGAGCUUUUUCCAAAUGUUUCAGAACCAAGUCCAAGCUCACAGGAAGUCAAGUGCAAUGUGGUAAAGAAGAAUGUCUCCAGGCUGGAAAAAGAAAACUAUUCUGGGACGGUGGAGGUAGAAGAUUUGAUUAAAAAGCAAGAAGAGAAAUGUUCAUUUGUGGUUCUUUUAGACUCUUGCAGCAGAGCUGAUGAAGUUCUGUCCAGUGAAAUACUGGGUGCAGAUAGGUUUCGGUUGAAACCAGGAGUUAUUACAAAUUCAAACCUGGAGUCUCCUGGGUAUGGAAUGGUAAACUCAAACGAGGGAAAAGAAUUAGAGCAAUACAAGACUUGCAAGUCAACAUUUUCUUUGGAAGGAUUAGACCUAACUCCAGACACAGAUGGCAACAUGAGACCAAUGUACCCAGGUGAAUCCAAACAACCUUGUAGAUCAGAGAUGGACAGCACCAAUACAGAGACAAAAUCAGACUUUGCGGGACAGACCAAUGUGAAUCCAGGAAAGAUCUCCCAUAUCAAUCUUGAUUCCUGUCAGAAGAAGGAUGAGACUGAGCAAUCAGAUCAAUUUCAAAGCAUUACACAAAAUGCAAAAACUGUUACAGACAUAACAUCAGAAAACCCAGUGAAGCCAAAGCCUGGCAUUGAAGCACCUCUCAUCCACUUUAGUGGACUUGGAACCAUGCCUAACAAGCCACUAAUCAAAGCACAGGAAGUAACACUUCCCAGCCCGUCUUCUGCCUCUGGUUGGCUCACGUCCAGUGCAUCUCAAGAUAUGGUAGUAGACUUAAAGGUUGAGGAGUUUUGGAGGCCUCAGCAUAAAGGUCAGCCGAAACGACACAGUAUUGGCUCUCCCUUUGAAAAUCCCUUUAAACAGUUAAUGUCCCUCAGUGGCAACCCCUUUGUGCAGACACCCGCUUCCCAAUGCCAAUCCUCUGAGCAUUACUCCUCUUCGAUAUCCUCCGCUCAGAAAGGGAACUUCAAAGACCUUCACAUGAGGGUGGCACCGCAGUGCGUGCGCUCAACCAGCCUCCCAGGGGAUCAGUUCUUCAGGCCAUUCCUGCAUGAAAGCAGUCCCCAGGCUGCUUCCACCCCCUCCCUUGUGGCUGCGACUAACUCCAGGUUAACCCACCUCCCCUCCCCCAUCCUGUCCUCUUCAACUGUGAGGCCACCAACAGUGAUCGCCCAGGUAGCAGCAGCCGCUGCCCCCUCCUCCUCCUGCCCUGCACCACUCACGGUUUUGCCCGAGGAGACACAGCCAGCUGAGAGCACCCCGUUGGGUCACGGAAGCAGCCCUCACCCGGUGAAGCCUCUCAGCUCCUCGGACUCCCAUGAUGAGAAGAGACAGGGCGGCAGCUCUAUUCCAGUCAGCGUGCUUGAGAAGCUGCAAUCCAGUGUGCAGCCGGUGCACAGCACCCUGCAGGGACAGCAUGACGCAGAGGGGAUCAAGGCCCUGACAUCCCCAGACCAUGCCGCCCGCUACUAUCACCUCACCCACGAUGAGCUUAUUGCACUGCUGCUGGAGCGGGAGGCGGAGCUAGACAAGCGAGGGGCGGAGCUGCAGAAGUGGACGGGUAAGGUGCGCGACCUGGAGGAGUACAUCGACAGGCUGCUGGUGCAUGUCAUAGAACAGACGCCUAUCCUGCUGCAGGUGCCUCAGGGCAAAUAGACAGGGAUCCCUCCUGCCCUGCUCUGCCCUGCCCCACCACACAAAACUACAGGCUUCACUAACAAACACAAACACACACUACCAGCACUGCUGAUGACAGAACUGCAUUGCAACACCUUGGCUUUCAGCAGUGCACUGAGUGUACAUGCUUUCCAAAAGGCUCCUUUCUAUCCAUUGAAGAUCAUUCCAGUGCUGGUGUGAUUGUGCAAGCUGGCCUAUGAAAGUGAUGUUGGCCUUUGACAUGCAUGCCCACUUCCUAUGAGGGUCUGCCCCCAUCCUGGGUUUGGAUUUCUCCUUUGCUGGAUUUAGAAAUGUAGGAAUGUUACGUACACCAUGAGCUGUAAUGUACCCACAAUGGGAAUGCCAAAACACCAGACACCUGAUGCUCGGAGCAAACUCAGAUGAUAACUGAGGUGGUGUCAGACUUCACUGCUUUAACUACCUUUGCUCCAGAGAGUGCUUAUGCUGAAUCCAUGACCUGAUUGGAUAUCGUCUGGGUUCCAGUUUUGUCCCAACCUUUCACUGAAAAACAAUUUUUAUAUAUGAUCGUAAAACAACGACUGUUCUCUGUAGUAAAUAGCCUUGGGGGUCAGUCCUGUCUUAAGUGUGUGACAUCAUACGUACCCCAUGGUGGAUUGGUAUCAAAUGUACAGUUGUGCUUCAAAUUAGGUUGUUUACUUCUACCAAAAAGAUUAUUCAAUAGAGUAGCUGGGGUUCCACAGGACAAAUGUUAAUCAAGUUGCUCAGUUCCCUAUAGAAAUAAAUAUGGAACUGCUUGUGAGAAACUUUGAACAGCUGAGAAGAAAGCAGAAGUUGGAAUUACUGAGUUGUUUUACCAGUUGUUACUGUUAUAGUUAAUUAUAGCUGAGUAAUUUCAUGCAAACUGUGGUGGCAAUUUUGAAAACUUGCUAUGACAAUUCUAACACAUGUUCAAUAAAAAAAAAAAAAAAAAGCUAAUUGUAUAUACAGAUUUAAAACAGGACAGGGCUACUGGCUCUGUCGCUGUGCUGAGCAAAAAUAAUUGUGCUGCACUUGCAUAUACUGCAACCAAUGGAAAAUGCCUACGCACCUCUGUAUUGUGGACAUAUAGGUAAAUGCCACUGAAACAGAGUUGUCGUAUUGAUCACCCAGUGUGAUUUGUGCACUAUGGGAGCCAGAUGUACCUCUCUCUUCCUGCUGUCACCUGUUUCUGUAUCUGUGAGUAUCUUACUGAGAUGUGCAUCUAUCUAUCUAUCUAUCUAUCUAUCUAUCUAUCUAUCUAUCUAUCUAUCUAUCUAUCUAGCUAGCUACAUUUUUUAUACCUGUUUGUGCUAAGUUUGCAUCCAUUUUACAUGCCUGUGGCUUUUUAAUUACUUCUGUUUUUGUGUGUGAAUGCGCAAAAAAUGAUGGAUCAUCACGGCUUUGCUGCGACAGUUGGUUUUUAAUCUUAACUGUCAGCCCGUUUGAUACGACUGGUUUUCCAUGUUACAUAGUCCAGUGGCACAGCAGAUGAGAGUGUAUAUAUUGAACAGAGAUCCAGCCUAUGUCCUUUCUGUGACGAGUGAUACAGCUUGACAUUAAAGGAUACAUACAUUGAGCUGGUUCAGGCAAGGACUGAAUGCCAAAGGCUGCCUUAUACUAGUGUGUUUUAUUUUUUUGUUUGUUUGUUUUAUUAUUUGAAAUUUGUUAUAUAUGUGUGUGGUCAUUUUAAAGGUGCCCUUAAGGAAACAAUUAAGAAAAAUAA